Messenger RNA from Saccostrea echinata, 525 nucleotides. RefSeq lists its product as uncharacterized. Gene Ontology annotation, molecular function: nucleic acid binding. The transcript has a single exon. NCBI's taxonomy places the organism in Eukaryota, Metazoa, Mollusca, Bivalvia, Ostreida, Ostreidae. The record is from RefSeq and is a predicted model, not a curated record. The coding region runs from base 1 to 525 and encodes 174 amino acids. Gene Ontology annotation, biological process: DNA integration.
AUGAACUAUGAUGUAGAGCAGCUGAUACAGUCCUGUGGAGUAUGCAACUCUUUUCGGAAAACAAACACCAAACAACCUCUUAUUCCGCACGAGAUACCUACUACUCCGUGGAUCAAAGUCGGAGCAGACAUUUUUUACUUUAAAGGCAAAGCCUACUUGCUAUUAGUUGAGUAUUACUCGAAAUUCCCAGACAUCAUACCACUUCCUGAUCUGCGAGCCCGAUCUACCAUUGCUGCAUGUAAGACGGUGUUUGCAAGAAAUGGCAUACCCUUAGAACUGUUUUCAGACAAUGGACCGCAGUUCAGCUGUCAGGAGUUUAAGAGUUUUGCAUCAAAAUGGGAAUUCACCCACAAGACGUCAAGCCCCCGUUAUCCACGUUCAAAUGGUCAGUCUGAGCGAUGUAUACAGACAGUGAAACAACUUCUCAAAAAGGCCGAAGAGAGCAAUACCGACCCAAAUAUUGCUUUCUUGAAUACAGAAAUACACCGAUUGAUGGAGUUGGAAAAUCACCAGCACAGCUUCUGA